ACCUAUAACUUACAAUUGCAAAUAAAUAAAAAAAAUGAAUCCACAUGACCGAGAACAAAGUUUUAAGGAAUACAGCAAAAUUUUGGAAGGCUUAAAAUCGUCCUUUUUCGAAAGAUGGAAGGCAAGAAAAGACCAAACAGCCUCACUCGAUCAUUUUGAGCGACUCCGAACACUCGGUACUGGAGCAUUUGGAAGAGUUAUGCUCGUCAGACAAAAAAAAACGACGACAUUUUUUGCGAUGAAAAUCCUGGAAAAGGCGAAGAUUGUCAGAAUGAAGCAAGUGGAGCACACUCUCAACGAAAAAACAAUUUUGCAGUGUCUCAAGUUUCCCUUCGUAAUCUUUAUGAAAUACUCUUUUAAGGACAAUUCCUACCUUUACAUGAUUCUUCCAUUCGUCAGGGGUGGCGAAAUGUUUUCACAUUUACGAAGAGUGGGAAAAUUUAACGAGUUUCAGGUAAGAUUCUACGCAGCACAAGUGGCCCUAGCUUUGGAAUAUUUGCACUACUGCAAUUUGAUCUACAGGGAUUUGAAACCAGAAAAUAUUCUGAUCGACGCUAAUGGAUACUUAAAAAUCACUGAUUUUGGAUUCUGUAAAAUGAUCGAUGGGAGAACCUGGACGUUGUGUGGCACUCCUGAAUACUUAGCACCGGAAAUUAUUUUGUCUAAAGGCUAUGGAAAAGCAGUCGACUGGUGGAGUUUUGGGGUUUUAAUUUUCGAGAUGAGUGCUGGUUAUCCUCCUUUUUAUUCUCACGAACCAAUAAGGAUAUAUGAGAAAAUUGUAUCUGGAAAGUUUAAGUAUGCCGUUCACUUUGGAGAAGAUUUAAAAGAUAUUUUAAAGAACAUUUUGCAAGUUGAUUUGACAAGACGAUAUGGGAACUUGAAAAAUGGUGUGAUGGAUAUAAAAAGACAUCCUUUUUUUCAAACUAUUGACUGGAUUCAAAUUUACAAUCAGGCUCUGGAACCAUCCUAUAAACCGGAGUGUAGUGAUGCUGGCGAUACGAAACAUUUUGAUCGGUAUGAUGAGGAACCACUUGAAAUCGCGAGCACUGAUCGAUUCGCUAAGGAAUUUGAAAAUUUUUAAUUUUUUUGUUUGUAUUGAAAGUAGUGAUAGAAGUUACAUACCUUUUAAUUGAUGAAAGUAUCGAUUUAAGGCGUCAUGACAUCCUAGAACGCAGUAGAGUUCUUUGGGUGGUAGCAACUCUUGAGUUCCGUUCUAUUUUGAUGGUUUCAUGUAUCAUAUGUUAUAUUAUUUUAAAUAUUUUGUAUAUAAUUAUUUAGAUAAAAAUUUAAUUAGACAA
Molecule: messenger RNA, 1298 nt
Organism: Belonocnema kinseyi
Lineage: Eukaryota; Metazoa; Arthropoda; Insecta; Hymenoptera; Cynipidae
Product: cAMP-dependent protein kinase catalytic subunit 1-like
Exons: 2
Coding region: 35-1081 (348 amino acids)
Biological process (GO): peptidyl-serine phosphorylation
Cellular component (GO): nucleus; cAMP-dependent protein kinase complex
Molecular function (GO): cAMP-dependent protein kinase activity; ATP binding
Source: RefSeq, a predicted model, not a curated record